Messenger RNA from Bipolaris victoriae FI3, 1374 nucleotides. RefSeq lists its product as hypothetical. The coding region runs from base 1 to 1374 and encodes 457 amino acids. Lineage: Eukaryota; Fungi; Ascomycota; Dothideomycetes; Pleosporales; Pleosporaceae. The record is from RefSeq and is a predicted model, not a curated record. The transcript has a single exon.
AUGGAUUCUCAGAGCACCGAUAGACAUGACAGCUUCCAAAAAGAAGACAUCCACUUGGACUUCUUUGCAGAGGGCAACAUCUACGGGCCAGAUGGGGGAUACUACCAUGAUGGCGAGAAAAUUGCCGAACUCAAAGCUAAGAUCAUGCAUCUGUUAGCCAACCUAUUCCCUCCCACAGAGAUUAAGCGGCCUAUUAUUCGACGUCUUGGACAAGGCUCAUAUAACAUGGUCAUUGGGGUAUCUGUGACGCCCAGGAUUCACGCACAGAAGAACGAUUCAACCUACAGUCCCCGAAUCAUAAGACUGCUUGGUUCACCGCCCAAGCCACUAACUUUCGCGUUAAGGAUUCCGGUGGAGUCGUGGUUUGACUUGAACGGUCCAUCGGGAAGCCUCAUAAGGAGCGAUAUACACCAAGAUGUAGCAACUCUUUGUGUUCUAGGUCAGCGCCUCGCGGUGCCUAUUCCUACUAUCAAAGAGUUCGACGUCACAGAUAUCAACGCCCUCCGUCGGCCAUACAUGCUGCAGAGCUUCGUGCCAGGUGAAAGCCUUAUGAGGGUUUGGCAUGAAUUGAACCUUGAUCAAAAGGCGUCAGCGGUUCGCCAACUGACUCGCAUCGUAGAGACCAUCGCGUCCAUCACCUCCCCAGCAGCCGGUCAAAUUUCCUUCAACAACAUCACUUCGCCCAGCUCAGAGAUCAAGCUGGAUCAAAUCCUCAUUCCCACUAAGGAAUUCACGUAUAACAAACCGAACCUCAACACCGUUGAGAAGCGUGAGGCGCCGCAACAGACGCCAUGCCAAUUCCUGAUCGACUGCUGCAACCGCUGGAUGAGGUACGAAUCCCUGAUCGGCCCAACCGAUGGCUUCAAAGAGUCACUCUGGUUCAGCAUCAUCGAGAUCAUUCACGUAAUCGACGAUAUGGGCUGGCUCGGCGACCGCUUCCACCUGAUGCAUGGCGACCUUUUCGCGCGCAACGUCAUGGUGGAAGUCAACAGCCGCACAUCGGUCAAGAUCACUGGCAUCGUCGACUGGGACAUGGCAUGUUUCGUACCAAAGAUCAUUGCGCUCCGGAGCCCGUUCUGGGCUUGGAAGGGCAUUCAUCACGAUGAGGCUGAUGAGAACAAGGUGGCGAAGGUGCCUUCUGAUCAGUUAGGUAAGGCGCUGAAGGCUGCGUUCCUGAGUACGGCGUCGCAGGAGUACGUCAAUAUGGCGUUAGGGGAUGAGGGUGUGAUCGCACGGAAAUUGUAUAAUGUGGUUACAGGUGGAUUGAUGACGUCUAGACAGCGAGCAAUGGCUGCAGGACUGAUUCAACAUUGGAAUGUGAUCUGUCCUAAGGAGUAUCCCUCUGGAGUUAGGAAAUCGAAGGGCGUGCUUUGA